GUCAGUGUGGCAUCAACACCCGUGGAGGCAGGACGUGUGCUCGCUACCUCCUUCUCUGCGCCAGUCUCGCCCCCGACCCCCCUCUCUCUGCUACGCCUCCCCCCCCCUUUGCCUCUUCUAGCCAGCCGCCUCUCACUGCGGACCGGAAAUAUCUUGUAUGCCACUCGUAUAACAAAAAAACAAUCUUCAUCGCGUAUACAAGUGCAUCAAAAAGCAAACAUCACAUAAACUAUUAAUGAUGAAACAGUCUCGAGUCAUUAGGGUGAGUUAGUGGCUACCUGAGCUGACCUGUGGCCCCGUGCACCGGUGUUUACCUGUGAUCAAGAUAAUGGAUGGCGGUCCCUCGCGCGGCCCACAGCGGGGAGCGGCGAGGCUGCUGUGCCGCCACCAGAGGGCUAGGCGCACUGGGUCUCGGGUCACGUGGGUAAAGGAAUAAAGUGACGGAGCGGUGACCUGACCACUCCACCCUUGCCGCUACACACUGGCUCCCUGCGUCAACGUUUAUUCUUCUUUAUAAACCUUCUCAUCAAAAAACCUGAUUCCAGACAAUAAUGGAAACAGCAUACUCGUAACCGGCAUCGACUCCUCAACCUCACUCAACCCUCUGCAAGACACACCUUCUGCAGCGUGGUAGUCAGCCCAACCAGCACCUUCAGAUCACUUCGUCACCCUAGUCUCCGCGCGCUGAGCAACUGUGGCGGCUGAGCGAGGACUCGAAGGUGAAGUGCCAAUUGGAAAAGUAAUCAAAGGCGAGUUUUAUGAGUUUUAUCCUCAUCAAAGCUUCCAUUAACCAUUGACACAUCGAGUUUCACGAGGACUAUAUAAAACAGUGGAUGAAAACACCAACAAAUAUCUAGGCUUUUCUGUAUAAUCGCGAAACAUAAAUACGUUAAAAUGAACAGCGUACAUAAGAUAAUCUAGUUUUAAUCUCGACGCAAAAUAUAUGCAACAACGACAACAACCGUGAUAUGAGCAGUGCAUACAAAUAACACACACACACACACACACACACACACACACACACACACACACACACACACGCACACACACACUUUUGGUUCCCCGGACGUAAAUAAAUAAAUUCAUCGACGAAAAAAAAUAGAUAAAAACGAGUGACAGAAAAUAUUUUGGGGCCACGAAAAAGUGUUUGGAAAGCUGCCUUGUAAAGCGAGCGGCGGGAGAACAAGCCGAACAAACAGGGAGGGGAAUGUGCUGGAGGGGAGCCUGGAGGGGCGCUUGAAUAGACGGCGAACCAGCGGCGGCACCAGAGAGGAGUAACUGUGCUCGGGUUAGGAAUGCACUGAAGCGACUCUGGACACUGACAAGGCUGCGGCGUUGUGUUAAACCUCCAUAGAAAGAAAGAAAUUGACGCGCCUUGAUGCUGAACGAAAAAAAAAAGUGUUAGUUGUGCCUCUGAAAAAAAAAAUACCAGUAGAUAUUGUGGUGAACUUUUGGAAAACUCAGAAAAAAAUAAAGAGUGGCUCGUAUUUCACUUCCUCCAACACCAUCACCGCCACCACCACCACCAUCAUCACCAUCAUCACCACCAGGAGCAUCAUCACCGCUGAAUCCCCUGCUGCUGGAGAUGGCUUCCUUCCCUCUAAUCCUGUCUCUUCUGACCGCCCUAGCAGCCAGCGUGCGGGGCGAGGGUCUCAUCCCGCCGCCGCCCCUCGUCACCGACCAGCCCUACUUCGACCCCAGCAUGUCCACCACCCUCACCGCCCACGUGGGGAGGCGCGCCGAGCUGCACUGCCGCGUCCACUCCAUCGGGAACAGAACAGUGUCGUGGAUUCGAGGGCGUGACCUGCGGAUCCUGACGGUGGGCCGCUACACCUACACGACAGACCUUCGCUACGAGGCGCUGCACCAGGCAGGCACCAACCAGUGGACGCUGAGGAUCACGUCUGCUCAGCCGCGCGAUCAAGGGAACUACGAGUGUCAGAUCAGCACUAAGCCCAUCAAGGCGUUCACCGUGUACCUCAAAGUGCUGGAGCCUCGCGGGGAAAUCCUGGGCUCGCCGGACCUGUACGUGCAGAAGGCCAGCAUGAUCAACCUGACCUGCAUCCUACACGACCUGCCCGAGCCGCCUGAAUACGUGCUCUGGUACCACGAGAACAAGAGCAUCAGUUAUAGCAGCAGCCGGGGCGGGGUGUCCAUGGUGGUGGUGAAGGGCCCCACCACCACCAGCCACCUCCUCAUCACCUCCGCCACCGAGGAAGACGGCGGCCUCUACACCUGCGCGCCCGCCGGCCUGUUCCCCACACAUAUCAGGGUCUACGUUCUUGACGCCGAGGACGCAGCGGCCACCCUCAAGAAUACUUCCGUCUCCCGCUCCCACCCCCCGCCCCCGCCCGAGGGCCGGCUUCCCCCCCCAGCCUCAGCCGCCGCCGCGACCACCACCGCCGCCGCCACCACCCUGGGCAGCGUCACGAGUGGGGGGGGCGGGUGUGUCCUGUCCCCCCCUUCACCUCUCCCCCUCGUCCUCGCCUUCACGCUGGCUAGGAUACUCACCUUCGUGUGGGUGGAGGUGACGUAAUGGCUGUGUGUGUGUGUGUGUGUGUGUGUGUGUGUGUGUGUGUGUGUGUGUGUGUGUCAGGGCACAUUGCAAUCCCUCUUCCCCUUCUAUGUGCAUCUCUGUCUUCAAGUUACACGAUCUCGUUUUUCUGUGUGUGUGUGUGUGUGUGUGUGUGUGUGUGUGUGUGUGUGUGUGUGUGUGUGAAUGGUUGUUGUGAAGGUGAAAACAAACACACACACAAACAUUUACCGAGUCUCAUGUGCACCGAAUACCGUCAUGUGUACAUCGUAUUACAUGCACAAUAUCCCCCUCAAAUAUUCAAUACUUUUUUUGCCAUAUAGUGUGUGUGUGUGUGUGUGUGUGUGUGUGUGUGUGUGUGUGUGUGUGUGUGUGUGUGUGUGUGUGUGUGUGUGUGUGUUACUUGUGUAUGUGUACUUCUCUGGGUGUACACACGAACCAAAGAU
Eriocheir sinensis (Chinese mitten crab) is the source of this 2979-nucleotide messenger RNA. Its product is annotated as zwei Ig domain protein zig-8-like. The record is from RefSeq and is a predicted model, not a curated record. Lineage: Eukaryota; Metazoa; Arthropoda; Malacostraca; Decapoda; Varunidae. Gene Ontology annotation, biological process: synapse organization. The coding region runs from base 1586 to 2536 and encodes 316 amino acids. Gene Ontology annotation, cellular component: neuron projection membrane. The transcript has 7 exons.